Messenger RNA from Brugia malayi, 354 nucleotides. RefSeq lists its product as uncharacterized. Bases 1 to 354 code for a protein of 117 amino acids. NCBI's taxonomy places the organism in Eukaryota, Metazoa, Nematoda, Chromadorea, Rhabditida, Onchocercidae. The record is from RefSeq and is a predicted model, not a curated record. The transcript is spliced from 2 exons.
AUGGAAAUUUUUCUAUUUGCUCUUACUGCAACAUUACUGUUUGCGCAAAGUUCAAGUUCAGUUCUGGUACAAGAAGAAAAACUUGGUGAAACUAUCAAAUUAGAACUUGGCACAGGUGUGAUGGAUGUUCAAGCUGAAAUUCCAACAGCUAAAGAUGGUCAAAUAGAUCGUAUGGAUAUUCUGAAAAAUGGAAAGAUUACUGAUUAUGGUCGCAAAAGAUACGGUGAUCGAUUAUCAUUUAAAAAUGGUAUAUUAGCAAUUAAAGAUUCAACUGCAAAUGAUGCAGUUUCAUAUUUCUACUUUUUAAAUGGUGAUCCAAAAAAGCCAGCAGCAAUUGAUAUUGUAAUUAAAUAA